Lachancea nothofagi CBS 11611 is the source of this 1815-nucleotide messenger RNA. Lineage: Eukaryota; Fungi; Ascomycota; Saccharomycetes; Saccharomycetales; Saccharomycetaceae. The record is from the annotation of a GenBank genome assembly.
AUGAUUGGCUCAAAUACAGAAAAGCUACUAGGUACAGAAAAUCACCGAAAACUGCGGGAUUCAAGAGUUUUACUUGUUGGCGCGGGCGGUAUCGGGUGCGAGCUCUUGAAAAACCUAGUGCUGAUGGGUUUUGGAGAGAUUCAUGUUGUGGAUCUGGACACUAUCGAUCUUUCAAAUUUGAACCGUCAAUUUCUAUUCAGGCAGCGUGAUAUCAAGCAGUCGAAGGCCACUACUGCAGUGAAAGCUAUUGAACAUGUCAGCAACUCGAAAUUGGUUGCUCACCAAGCAAACAUUAUGGACGUAGAUAACUUUCCCUUGAGAUGGUUCGAUCAAUUCGCUAUCAUAUUCAAUGCCUUGGACAAUCUUGAGGCCAGGCGUUAUGUUAAUCAAAUGACUCAAUUUUUGCAUAAGCCGUUACUGGAAAGUGGGACAGCAGGUUUCGACGGAUAUAUCCAACCGAUAAUUCCUGGUUUUACGGAAUGCUUCGACUGUACCACAAAAGAGACUCCAAAAACAUUCCCAGUGUGCACAAUUAGGUCUACCCCUUCUCAACUGAUACAUUGCAUCGUUUGGGCCAAAAACUUUUUGUUUCCUCAACUUUUCGCCCCUAGCGGCUCAACCACGACAGAAGAAGACCUUGGUACCAAUAAUGCGGAAGAGAUAAAAAGAAUACAGCAGGAAACUAACGAAUUUCACGAGUUGCAAGAAUACGCAAAAGCUGGUGACGAGACUAAAAUUUCUGACAUCAUCGAAAAGAUUUUCGUUCACGACAUAGAAAAGCUUCUUAAAAUCGAAGAGUUGUGGAAAAUAAGGGAAAAGCCCACUCCAUUUUACAAUGUAGUAGUGGGAGAAUCAUUGAAUCCGAAUCUAAAUGUCGUUUGGUCCAUUCAAGAAGAAGCUAAUGCAUUCGCCCACGCAACUCGGAAGCUAAUGCGUCGCAUGGUUGUCGAAAAGCAGAUAGAGUUCGAUAAGGAUGACACAGACACUAUGGAGUUUGUAAGCACAGCGGCAAACAUUCGUGCUCAUGUCUUCAAUCUUCCUCGAAAAUCAUUGUUCGAUAUCAAGCAAAUUGCUGGUAACAUUAUCCCCGCAAUUGCCACAACAAAUGCAGUCAUCGCAGGCUUGUCUGCACUCGCAUCUCUCAGAGUAUUGAAUCUGAUCAAGAGUAAGUCUGAAAUAAAGCCGCUGGAACUGAAUAUGGCAUUUACAGCCAAAGCAAGCAAUAUUUCCAGUAACCGCUAUCUUUCCAAUCCGCAGCUGGCGCCGCCCAAUCCUCGUUGUCCAGUUUGCUCAAUAAUUCGUGGUGUAGUACAUAUACCCUCGAGUGCACUGAAGACCACCAAGCUUUCAGAUCUUAUUGAAAGCAUGAGAGACAAAUUUCUAUACCCGGGAGAUAUAUCGCUUCUAGACAAGUCUACACAACGUCUAUUGGCAGAUUAUGAUUUCGAGGAUCUUCUUGAAAAGACGCUGGCAGAAAUUAACAUAAAAUACGGCACAAUUCUUUCGAUAUCUGAUGAACGCUGUGAUGAAGAGGAAUUGCGCUCCACGUUAGAUCUUUACAUCGACAAUGGUGGCGAUUCUAGCAAUUUCGAACUUCCAGAUGUUGAAGUUCCUUUGUAUAAAGCCCUGAAAGCAGAAAACGAUGAAGAAGAAGAAGAAGUAGAAGAAAACGUAGUCCAGCAAGCCUCUACGACUGGUGAGAUUAUUGUCGAUCAAGAAGAAAAAUCUAAGAAGAGACAACUAGAUGAUGCUUGGGAACCUGCUACUAAAAUGCCCAAGAUUGACGAUGACAGUGGUGUCAUUCUCCUAGAUUAA